This is a messenger RNA of Carcharodon carcharias (great white shark), 2169 nucleotides long. RefSeq names its product acyl-CoA dehydrogenase short/branched chain (gene acadsb). Lineage: Eukaryota; Metazoa; Chordata; Chondrichthyes; Lamniformes; Lamnidae. Gene Ontology annotation, molecular function: flavin adenine dinucleotide binding; acyl-CoA dehydrogenase activity. The record is from RefSeq and is a predicted model, not a curated record. The transcript has 11 exons. Bases 317 to 1609 code for a protein of 430 amino acids. Gene Ontology annotation, cellular component: mitochondrion.
UCAACUGUAAUUAUUUGGUCUUGCGGGAAUAAUUUUCAUUUUAUAUUUUUAACCUUCUUUCGUACUUAAGGUCACUUUUAUAUUUUAAAAAAAGGUAUUUUGAAAAGAAUUAAAAAUCAAUGCAAGCCUCAGUUUUUUCCCCCAUAAGCAUGGUGGUGACGCCUUCCGAUUAGUUGAUUAAAUUAUUCCUGGUUUCAAAACUUGGAGGAGGUGCUGUGUGAUCUCCAAUAACACCAACCCCUUUUGAAAAAAGUAAAUAACUGCACGAAUUUGUCGAAGAUAUUCUUGUGGUGUGUCGGUUGUUGCAAAGGACGAAAUGGCGACUAGGUUAUUGUUUCCUAGGCUGGGAAGAAGUUUUGUCAGACCCAGGUGUCCAACAUUUCCAAAGCUUCAACCACAACUUUCCAAAUUUUCCACUGCAGAUGUUGCUUUGGAUAAUGGCACUGCAGGUGGCACCUGUUAUGCACCACUACAGACUUUCACUGAAGAGGAGAUGAUGAUGAAAGAAACAGUUGCCAAGUUUGCUCAGGAGCAAAUUGCGCCACUGGUUCGCAAAAUGGAUGAAGAGUCUCACAUGGAUGAAUCAGUCAUUGCUGGAUUGUUUGAACAAGGGUGGAUGGGAAUUGAGAUUGAAGAACAAUAUGGUGGACCAGAAUCAACCUUCUUUUCCUCUAUUCUUGUCAUAGAAGAGUUGGCCAAAGUAGACCCAUCAGUAGCAGUCCUAUGUGACAUACAGAACACUCUGAUCAACACAUUAUUGAGGAAAUGUGGGACAGAGGAUCAAAAAAGAAAAUAUCUGCCUCGACUUGCCAUAGACACGGUUGGCAGUUUCUGCCUUUCGGAAGUUGAGUCUGGAAGUGAUGCAUUCUCUUUGAAAACUUCUGCUGAAAAGCAUAAAGAUUAUUAUAUCAUUAAUGGCUCUAAGAUGUGGAUUAGUAACGCUGAUUUUGCUGGGAUAUUUCUCGUAAUGGCAAAUGCAAACUUCUCCGCCGGCUACAGGGGGAUCACAUGCUUCAUAGUAGAUAAAGCCACUGAAGGUCUGCAAGUGGGGAAAAAAGAGGAUAAACUUGGAAUCCGUGCAUCAUCUACUUGUGCGGUCAAUUUUGAUAAUGUCAAGGUUCCAGAGAGUAAUAUUUUGGGACAGUUGGGCCAAGGGUACAAAUAUGCCAUUGGAAUGCUAAAUGAAGGCAGGAUAGGGAUUGCUGCACAGAUGCUUGGAUUGGCACAGGGAUGUUUUGAUAACACCAUUCCUUACUUGAAGCAGCGAGUUCAGUUUGGGAAAAGGAUUUAUGAUUUCCAGGGUAUGCAACACCAGAUUUCUCAGAUUGCAACCCAGUUAGAAGCUGCACGACUGCUUACUUACAAUGCUGCUCGACUCAAAGAAGCAGGGAAACCCUUUAUUAAGGAAGCCUCUAUGGCAAAAUAUUACACUUCUGAGAUAGCAGCCUUGACUUCUGCCAAAUGUAUUGAAUGGAUGGGAGGAGUUGGUUUCACCAAAGAUUAUCCUAUAGAAAAAUACUAUCGCGAUUGUAAAAUAGGUUCAAUAUAUGAAGGAACCUCAAACAUCCAGUUGAAUACAAUUGCAAAAUUGAUAGAUCAAGGAUUCUAAUGUUACUGUAUAUCAACAGCCCAAUGAUACUUUAAUAGAAUACAGAUGCAGUACAGUUUACUAUAUAUCAACAAGGACGCACAAUCCAGCUUCAGAAAAUUAUUUCCCCUCCUGCAUAGAAUGUUUUCCAUUCAUACAACAGGGCUUCACAAGUAAAAACAAAUACCAUUUUGGUCAAGUUAUUUUAACAUCAAUUUCCUAAGCUCCUCUUUGAAUAAUUGUGCAUUGAAUUUUGACAUUGUCCCUGCAUGAAUGGAGAUAAAGUUAAUAAAUCAUUGCCUUUACUAAAUAUCUCCAUUAUAUAUGUUUUAAAUGAUUUAUGGUUGUAUUUGUGCAUAUAAAGAUAGCAAUUAGCAAUAAAAUUAAAAGAACUAACUUUUUAGUAGUCCGCUUUAACUGUUCUCAAGUCGUCACUUUUGCGGUUAUUCGUUAUUGUCAGUCCUUUGGCGAAUUGAAAGUGACUGUAAGUAACCUCCACUUUGUGGUUUUCUAUCUGUGUAUAAAAUCUGGCAAUGCUUUUCAUGGUACAGUGAUACAAUAAAUAUAUUUUUGGGCUUAAA